AUGUUAAGAACGUGUCAGCAGCUCUCCCGUCGAUUCCACUAUGUCUUGUCAUCAUCAUCAAUUGCUCGUAGGACUGGAUUGCAAGUGCCUGCAGGUAUUACUACCGACACGUCACGACGUAAAGUAUUAACAUCACACGUAUCGAAUCGUACUAGUGUCCAUAAACGUUCACCACCCAAGACAACCGACAAGUUUAUGGGUAAAACAGGUGCUGAAAUCUUUCAUGAGACAUUAGCAGAGAUGGAUGUCGAUUGUGUGUUUGGUUAUCCAGGUGGUGCGAUUUUACCAGUCUUUGAUGCCAUUCAUGAAAGUAAAUACUUUAAUUUUAUUCUUACAAGACAUGAACAAGGUGCUGGUCAUAUGGCUCAAGGCUAUGCUCGUGCAUGUGGAAAACCUGGUGUUGUGCUUGUGACGUCUGGACCAGGUGCUACAAAUACUGUCACACCAUUACAAGAUGCACUCAUGGAUGGUACCCCCAUUGUGGUCUUCAGUGGUCAAGUGGCUACCCAGGUUCUUGGUACCGAUGCUUUUCAGGAAGCUGAUAUCUUGGGCAUUACCCGUCCAUGCACGAAGUGGAACGUGCAAGUGCGUGACGUACGUGACUUGGCACGUAAUAUUCGUGAAGCCUUUCACAUUGCUACAACGGGUCGUCCUGGACCUGUGCUGGUGGAUCUACCCAAGGAUAUCACGGCUGGAUUAUGCAAGAGCCCUGUUGUCACAGAGCCGCAACUUUUGGGUUACUAUGGUGAGAAGAAGAUUGAGGGUAACCGUGUAAACCAGGAUGCGAAUUUGGCAGCUGCUGUCAAGAUGAUUAACAAGGCGAAAAAGCCUUUGAUCUUUGCUGGUGCUGGUGCACUGCAUGCGAGCAAAGAGCUUCGUGCUCUUGCGUGCCAGGCGAAUAUUCCUGUGACCACGUCACUGCAGGGCAUGGGUGUUUUCGAUGAGCGUGACCCUCUCAGUCUGCACAUGCUGGGUAUGCACGGCUCAGUGUACGCCAACAAAGCCAUGCAAGAUGCUGACUGCAUCAUCACUCUUGGCGCACGCUUCGAUGACCGUGUGACAGGUCGUGUGCCGGACUUUGCCCGUGAAGCACGCCGUGCUUCUGCCGAGGGUCGUGGUGGUAUCAUUCACUUUGAAAUCACAGGCAAGCAGGUUGGCAAGAUCGUGCCUGCCGAUGUGGCCGUGCUCGGCGAUACCAAGUACAAUUUGCAGCAGAUUCUGCCUAAGGUGGAGACCAAGCCGCGUAGCGAAUGGCACAAGAAGUUGCAAGGGUGGAAGGCAAAAUAUCCGUUUCGUUACCGCCCAUCUGCUCCCGGCGCACCGAUGAAGGCACAGCGAGUUAUUGAGGAGCUGUACAAGCAGACGAAGGGGCGUGAUGAUGUAUUGAUUACGACGGGUGUUGGCCAGCACCAGAUGUGGGCUGCUCAGUUCUACAGAUGGUCGCAUCCGAACACAAUGAUCACGUCCGGUGGUCUGGGUACGAUGGGUUUUGGUCUUCCAUCUGCGAUUGGUGCCAAGGUAGCCAGGCCUGAUGCCAUCGUGGUGGACAUUGAUGGCGAUGCCAGUUUCUCCAUGACACUGUGUGAGAUGGCAACUGCUGCCGAGUUCAACAUUGGCAUCAAGGUGUUGCUGCUGAACAACAAUUUUCAGGGCAUGGUGAAGCAGUGGCAGGACUUGUUCUAUGAGGAGCGGUACUCUGGUACAAAGAUGAACAAUCCGGACUUUGUCAAGUUUGCAGAAGCAAUGAAUUGCGAGGGUUUUCGCUGCUCAAAGGAAGACACGCUCGAGGAGGACAUGGCCCGGUUCCUUGCUGCCGAGGGUCCUAUAUUAGGUGAGUUUAUGGUUGAGAAAAAUGAGCACUGUUAUCCAAUGGUUGGUGCAGGUCGUUCGCUCGAUGAAAUGAUAAUUGGUGACUUUGACGAUUGCCAAGGCACCACGUCGAUCUGA
This is a messenger RNA of Peronospora belbahrii, 1947 nucleotides long. The record is from the annotation of a GenBank genome assembly. Lineage: Eukaryota; Oomycota; Peronosporomycetes; Peronosporales; Peronosporaceae.